AACGAUAAAAAAUAGGUAUUUUGAUCAAAAUAAAAAACAAACACUGUAAGAUAAAGAUCUAUUGCACUAUUAUAAAAAUAAACUUCUAGAACAACUUAUAUGUUAUUUAAUUUCUUUUUCAAUGUCUAGAACUCUGAAAUACUGUAAUAUUGAUUUAUAUAUAUUUACAGAGACUGAGAGGCAACCCCUUUUAGUUGAUUUUUAAAAAGUUGAGUAGUCUUCGGAUAUCCACUAGUGGCCGGAUAAUUUAAAAAAAAUAUUAAUAAAACUGAAAUUAAGUAUUUAUUAAAAGUAUUAUAUGUGUGAUAAUAAAAAAUAUGUUUGUCUUUAUAUUUAUGAAUAAAUGAACUGAUUUCUAUUGUUUUUAUUCAAGUAUAGCUGACAGUGAUAAGGCACCCAUGUAACUUUGGACUUUACAAGUGGUAUGACGUCAAGCAUAACAGAGAAAAUGCACAGUAAAAGGUAAGUGUUAUCUAAAUUUUGCGCUUACAUAUUUUAAUAAAGCAUUCUUAAAGGAUUGAAAAAAAAUACCAAAGAGAAAAGAUCAAGUUUAUAAUUUAACAUUACAUAUGAUAUACUUAAUGCAAUGCAUAAGUUUCAGGCUUCUAAACUAUACUCUCUUUUUACAUGUAGGUAGCUGUCUUUUGUGUCCUGUCCUGAAGAGAAUGCACCCUGGAAAAUAACCUUGCAUUGUCAACACGAACAUGGUGUGGAUGGUUUAUUGACUGCAUGCAACAGUGUACAAUGGACAGAGAAGCUAAAGGUGACCUGAACUUCAGAGGUCAGAAAUGCAUUUUCUGCUCAGCUUCCUUCACUACAACUUCACCAUGUGUUCUUAAUCCAAACCUGAACAGACUAGACAUACUUUUUCAAUCAUGUAUAAGAAGAAAUGAUUACAUAGGAAAUCAAAUACUAUAUAAUGAAAAGGAAAUAAGAGAAGGCUCAGUGCCAUUAAGGUACCACAGAAAUUGCAGAGCAUCGUACCAAAGUUCAUGCCACCAAAAGUUCCUGUCCAAAAGCAAUGCAGACUCUAAAAUGGACACACAAACUGAAAGGUCAGCUAGAUCUAGUACUAGAUCUACUUCAAUUGAGUUUGACUGGAAAUCGCAUUGUUUUAUUUGUGGAGAGAAAUGUUCAUCUAUCCGUGAUUUAAACAGUGAAAGGCAAGAUAGAAAUUGGUCCAUGGUGGAAUCAGCUAUAGGCACUGAUGACAACAGUAUUUACACUAAGGUUCUAAAAGAAGCUGAAGCAAUUGGCGAUUCUGUCUUAAUAAAAAGAUUGACGAGUGUACCAAAUGGAGAUCUUGUUGCUCUAGAAGCUCGCUAUCACAGAAAAAAAGGAUGUCUUACAAAAUUUUAUGGAAAUAAGACGAAUAAGACCGUUAAUGAGGAGACGCCUGAUAAAUUUAAAUACAUGGCAGCAGCAUUAAAAUUAAAAGAGGAAUUUGAAUACUCGUUAAUGACACAAAUGAAGGUUCAUAAACUUUCUGAACUCAGGAAUCGAUUCAACACAAUUGCCAAAGAAGAAUUUAAAGAGGAUGUAAGUGCAUACAAAACUAAUUACUUCAAAAGACUGUUGAAAGAGGCAUGGCCAGAAUUGAUCUGUGUUCAUCAGAAUGGAAAAUCUGAUCUAGUUUGCUCUAGUCAAAUUUCUUUUGAUACAGCCUGGGCAUACUAA
Ruditapes philippinarum (Manila clam) is the source of this 1677-nucleotide messenger RNA. RefSeq lists its product as uncharacterized. The transcript is spliced from 3 exons. The record is from RefSeq and is a predicted model, not a curated record. Bases 730 to 1677 code for a protein of 315 amino acids. NCBI's taxonomy places the organism in Eukaryota, Metazoa, Mollusca, Bivalvia, Venerida, Veneridae.